Molecule: messenger RNA, 126 nt
Organism: Racocetra fulgida
Lineage: Eukaryota; Fungi; Glomeromycota; Glomeromycetes; Diversisporales; Gigasporaceae
Source: the annotation of a GenBank genome assembly
AUGAAUACGUAUUUAACGGAACAAUUUUCCGCCAAUUCUUUUCAUCCAACACCUGUCGCAUUCAAACAAGCUGAUGAUGAAGUAAGUGACGGUUGGUUUUUUCGGCUGCCCGAGUAUGCCGCAUAG